CGCGGCUUUAAAAUAACAUUUGAAGCACAGUUAUUAUAAUCACAGUCACUAUGACUACUAAGCUGUGUAAAUAGCAUCAGUAGUCUACAAGGCCAUUUAUUUUUUAAACGCACCUCGUAUUAUAUACCAAUAAAUUGUAUAAGAUUUCAUUGAAGCAGUUUAUCUGCAUUGUUGGUUGCCUAUCACCGCGUCUACUUUUAUUAAUGGAAGUACCCAGUAAUACUAUAAAAUAAAAAUCGCGUGGUACCUUGUCUAGGACCUCUAGGGUGGCGUUUGUUUUUAUUUUAUUUUUGCUUAUAAAAAAUGUCCAGAAAAAAUGGUUUCGCCCAUUGCUCCAACCAUAACUCAGAUUGUCAAAACGCAGAAGUAUGUCUGGCUUUAUACAGAAAAUCUUUGAAAUCCAAGGAUAUGGACCACGAAGGUACACACUUCGAUGGCCAGUACCCUCAUAUAUUUGUUACUUUGGGAGCUUCUGGUGAUUUGGCUCACAAAAAAAUCUACCCAACCCUGUGGUGGCUAUACAGAGACAAUUUACUACCCACCAAUAUUCAUUUCAUUGGUUAUGCUAGGAGCAACACAACAAUAGAAAAUAUAAGAACAAAAUGUGAACCAUUUAUGAAACUGAGAAAGGGUGAAGAACAGCGAUAUGAGGAAUUUUGGAAAUUAAAUUAUUAUAUUUCUGGAAAAUAUGAUGUGAGAUCAGACUUUGAAAAAUUAAAUCAAGAAAUUAGUCUUUAUGAAAAAGGACCUGUGGCUAAUAGACUAUUUUAUUUGGCUUUGCCCCCUUCAGUUUUUGAAAGUGUAACUGUUUUAAUUAAAAAUACAUGUAUGGCUGAAAGAGGUUGGACAAGAGUUAUAAUAGAAAAGCCAUUCGGUCGUGACUCAGCCAGUUCUCAAAAAUUAUCGGACCACUUAGGUUCAUUGUUCACUGAACAACAAAUUUACCGUAUUGACCAUUACUUGGGCAAAGAAAUGGUGCAAAAUCUCAUGACAUUAAGAUUUGGAAAUAGAAUUUUUGGUCCAGUUUGGAAUAGAGACAACAUAGCAUCCAUUCAAAUUACUUUUAAGGAACCAUUCGGAACUCAGGGUAGAGGAGGAUAUUUUGAUGAAUUUGGAAUUAUUAGGGAUAUUAUGCAAAAUCAUUUGUUGCAAAUUUUGACCUUGGUCGCUAUGGAAAAACCUGCAACAGUGCAUCCUGAUGAUAUUAGAAAUGAGAAGGUGAAAGUUUUGAAAAGCAUUAGAGAAUUGACUCAACAUGAUGUAGUAUUGGGACAAUAUGUGGGCGAUCCUAAAGCUGAAGGUGAAGCCCAAACUGGAUAUCUAGAUGACCCUACAGUACCUAACGACUCUGUAACUGCUACUUAUGCUGCCGCAGUACUAAGGAUCAAUAAUGAAAGAUGGGAUGGAGUACCCUUUAUUUUGAAGUGUGGAAAAGCACUUAACGAAAGGAAAGCAGAAGUUAGAAUUCAAUUUGAAGAUGUACCAGGAGAUAUUUUUGACGGCAAAGCAAAAAGAAACGAACUAGUUAUAAGAGUACAACCAGGUGAAGCUUUGUAUGUAAAACUUAUGGUCAAAACACCAGGUAUGGCCUUCGAUAUGGAAGAAACUGAACUUGAUCUUACUUAUGGACACAGAUAUGCUAAUGUAAAAUUGCCUGACGCCUACGAAAGAUUGAUCCUUGACGUUUUUUGUGGUUCCCAAAUGCAUUUCGUUAGAUCAGACGAACUUAGCGAAGCCUGGAGAAUAUUUACGCCUUUAUUGCACCAGAUUGAAGAAGAGAGGAUUAGGCCCACACCUUAUGUCUUUGGUAGUCGAGGGCCUAAAGAAGCCGAUGAGUUGCUGAUGAAAAAUAAUUACAGCUACUCGGGCUCCUAUAAAUGGUACAAGUCCAAUAUGUAGUUUGUUUUUCGACAGGGGGUAAAUCUACAUUCCUUUUAUUUAUAAAUAAUAGGUAUAUUCAGAUUGGUAUUUAUUUGAACUGUUUUAUAAGGUUUUGGUUUUUGAUACAUUCAGAAUUAUGUUUUCAUUGUUGCAAAUGCAGAGGUUUUAUUAAUAAAAACUAAGUUAUUUUGUUUAA
This is a messenger RNA of Ceutorhynchus assimilis (cabbage seed weevil), 2077 nucleotides long. NCBI's taxonomy places the organism in Eukaryota, Metazoa, Arthropoda, Insecta, Coleoptera, Curculionidae. The record is from the annotation of a GenBank genome assembly.